AUGGAGACAGAAUCACCAACCCUCACAUCUAAAACGGCGGCCAUCAGCAACGUGGCAGACAUUCUGGUCAUCAGCUUUUACUUCCUUGUGGUCAUUGGCACUGGCCUUUGGUCCAUGCACCGGAUUAAUCGAGGGACAGUAAGGGGAUAUUUCUUGGCUGGAAGGAAGAUGGUGUGGUGGCCGAUUGGCGCUUCUCUCUUUGCCAGCAACAUUGGCAGUGGCCAUUUUGUGGGAUUGGCAGGCACUGGAGCAGCGAAUGGCCUGGCCGUGGCAGGAUUUGAGUGGAAUGCUAUAUUUUUUGUUCUUCUCCUGGGAUGGUUCUUUGUUCCAGUUUACCUCUCUGCUGAGGUCAUCACAAUGCCCCAGUACCUGAAGAAACGUUUUGGAGGCCAACGGAUCCGUCUCUACCUCUCCAUCCUCUCUCUUUUCAUGUACAUCUUCACCAAAAUAUCAGUGGACAUGUUUUCUGGUGCUGUCUUCAUCCAGCAAGCCCUGGGCUGGAAUAUUUAUCUAGCUGUCAUAGCGCUUCUGAUCAUAACCACCAUUUAUACCGCGACAGGAGGAUUAGCAGCCUUGAUGUACACUGACACAGUCCAGACGUUUGUCAUGAUUGGAGGCGCUUUCGUCCUGAUGGGGUUUGCCUUCAAUGAAAUCGGAGGUUAUCAAGGAUUAUUUGACAAAUAUAUGGAGGCUAUUCCCAAGCAGACACUUUCACCCAUUCCUGCCCUCUACAACAUCUCACCUUCCUGCUACCUGCCCCGUGAAGACUCUUUUCACAUGAUCAGAGAUGCCACCACUAGUGAUCUGCCCUGGCCAGCUGUUAUCCUCGGUCUGUCCAUCAACUCUCUCUGGUAUUGGUGUAGUGACCAGGUGAUAGUACAGAGGUGCCUGGCCGGGAAGAACUUGACCCAUGUCAAAGCUGGCUGCAUCCUUUGUGGGUACCUCAAACUACUCCCCAUGUUCCUCAUGGUAAUGCCUGGCAUGAUGAGCCGGAUCCUGUAUCCAGACGAAGUAGCUUGCAUCGUUCCAGAUGAAUGCAAGCAAAUAUGUGGCACAGAGGUUGGGUGUUCUAACAUUGCCUAUCCAAAACUGGUUGUUUCUCUCAUGCCAAAUGGCCUUCGGGGGCUGAUGUUAGCGGUGAUGCUGGCAGCCCUCAUGAGCUCCCUGGCCUCCAUCUUCAACAGCAGCGGCACCCUCUUCACCAUGGACAUCUACAAACGCUUGAGGCCCCAAGCCAAGGAGAGGGAGCUGUUGAUUGUGGGCCGGGUGUGGAUCUUGCUGCUUGUGGGGAUCAGCAUUGCAUGGAUCCCUGUGGUGCAGGUUGCCCAAGGCGGACAACUCUUUGACUACAUCCAGUCCAUCAGCAGCUAUCUGGCCCCACCCAUUGCUGCCAUUUUUCUCCUUGGAGUCUUUGUCAAAAGGCUUAAUGAGCAGGGCGCAUUCUGGGGCAUGAUGGGAGGACUAGCCAUAGGCAUGGCCCGAAUGAUCCCAGAAUUCAUCUAUGGGGCAGGGAGCUGCCUCUUCCCAAGCAACUGCCCUCGCCUGAUCUGUGGAGUCCACUACCUUUACUUCGCCAUUAUCCUAUUCUUGGCUACAGCUGCCAUUGCAGUGGGGGUCUCGCUCUGCACUUCACCAAUUUCUGAUAAACAUCUGCAUCGCCUGGUAUUCAGCCUCAGGCACAGCAAAGAGACACGGGUCGAUCUGGAUACGGAAGAGGAGGAGGAGGAGGGAGCAAAACAGCAGCAGCAGCAAGCAGAGAAUGCAGCCACUGGGAAUGGAAGACCAGAGCUGGUCCUAGAAGUGGAUGAUCCCAAAACAAUGACCUCCUGUGGCCGACUACGCCAAGGCCUGGCAUGGUUUUGUGGGAUGAAUUCUGGAAGCCCAAAGGAACCAGAAUUGAACCCAGAAGAGAAGGACAAGGAUCUCCAGGAUCUGGCAGUCAUCAUAGAGCGCACGCUCUGGAAGCAAGUAGUCAACAUUAAUGCUGUGAUCAUGAUGGCCCUGGCCAUCUUCAUGUGGGCCUUCUAUGCCUGAGGGUCCUCAACAGUUCAAUAGAAUAUGUUGCUCACCAACCUCUCCUGCUAUAUCCCAUCAGCCCAUCAGGCCCAGAGAAGAGCAAAAAGAUGGCACCAAAAGGGACUCCCUAACAGUCAUCUGGAUCAUUUGCCAUCAUCCAAAUCACGGAAGAUCUAACUAUGUCAACAUUCACCAAAUCUCAUAGCAACUAACUCUUUGGAAGACCAUCUUAAGUUAUAUUACAUCAUGAAAAAGACAAGUCACUCAAAACUAUUGACAGCUAGAGUUAGGGAGAAAUUCAUCUUUCUUAAGUGUCCAGAUGACUUGGAACAUUCAGUUUUCAGAGUCUUAGAAACUAUGUCAGGCAGGAAACACCAAAAUCACAUGCUACGUUCCAAUUGAAGAUCAUUUGACGGCCGUCUCCAGGAGGGCCUUUCACCAGGUUCGCCUGGUUCGCCAGUUGCGCCCCUUCCUUGAUCAGGAUGCCUUGUGCACAGUCACUCAUGCUCUUGUUACCUCUCGCUUGGAUUAUUGUAAUGCUCUCUACAUGCGGCUCCCCUUGAGGUGCACCCGGAGGCUUCAGUUAGUCCAGAAUGCAGCUGCGCGGGUGAUAGAGGGAGCUCCACGUAGCUCCCAUGUAACACCACUCCUGUGCAGACUGCACUGGCUGCCUGUGGUCUUUCGGGUGCACUUCAAGGUUCUGGUUACUACCUUUAAAGCGCUCCAUGACUUAGGGCCUGGGUACUUACGGGACCGCCAACUGUUAAUGUUAAGUUCGGGAAGUAACGAGGCUGGAGACCAGGGUAGUGACAACAGCUCUUUAAUAUAUGGUGAACCCAGCAACAGGCUGGGGAAAAACCUCUCCUUUUAUACAGUUCUGCUGGAGGCUUCGUCCAAUCAGCAACGUGCUGAUUUCCCGCUCAAAUAUUUAAAGGCACAACUGUUAAUACAUAACAGUUACCUCAUGCCUCCCACCGACCCAUACGCUCACACAGAGAGGGACUUCUCAGGGUGCCGUCCGCCAAACAAUGUCGGCUGGCGGCCCCCAGGGGAAAAUCCUUCUCUGUGGGGGCUCCUACCCUCUGGAACGAACUUCCCCCUGGUUUACGCCAAAUAUCUGACCUUCGGACCUUCUGCCGCGAAUUGAAAACACAUUUAUUUAUUUGCACGGGGCUGGCUUAAAUUUUGUUGAUUUUUAACUUUAUAUUAUGAAUUUUAAUGGGUUUUUAGAAUUUUAAAUGUUUUAAAGUCUUAGGCCAAUUGUGUAAUUAAAGUUUUUUAAUUCUUGUUUUAAUUGUAUAUUGUAUUGUUUGUUUUUAUUUUGGCUGUACACCGCCCUGAGUCCUUCGGGAGAAGGGCGGUAUA
Molecule: messenger RNA, 3381 nt
Organism: Ahaetulla prasina
Lineage: Eukaryota; Metazoa; Chordata; Lepidosauria; Squamata; Colubridae
Gene: SLC5A2
Product: solute carrier family 5 member 2
Exons: 15
Coding region: 1-2034 (677 amino acids)
Biological process (GO): sodium ion transport; transmembrane transport
Cellular component (GO): plasma membrane
Molecular function (GO): D-glucose:sodium symporter activity
Source: RefSeq, a predicted model, not a curated record